UUAAAGUUAAAAAUUAAAUCAUUUAAAAAAUUAAUUGAAAUAAAUUAAAAGUUAUUAACUUUUUAACUUUAUUAAUAACUUUCAACUAUUUAACUAGUUACUAUCCAACCCUGGUUUUUUUUUAAGAUUGCGUAACAUAUUAAUAAUCUUACCUAUACGUUACAUGUAUGUAAUAUAAACUGUGUAAAUUGUUUUAUGUAUUAUCUACAUAAACAUUAAUCAAGGAAUUACAAAAGAUUCAGAUUUUAUCGGAAAUAAUAAAAAUUUUAUUUUUAUUCCGUUCUUUUAUUUUUAAUAUUAUAUAUAUAUAUUUUAUUAAUACUAAAAGUAUAUCGAAUAUAUUAACAUUUUUAUAACUUAAUUACUUUUCUGUAUUGAGUUAUCUAAUUUACAAUAAUUUACAUAUAUUAAUUGCUUGUGUAUGAAAAAAAUAUAUAUAAUAAAUAAUAAAAACAAUAAUCCAGUCGUAAUUUUGAAAUACAACUUGACAAUUAGAUAUAUUACUUUCAUUUUUUUUUUUUAAUAUAAUCAUAUGCGAUGUUUUCUGACAUCAAAGUUUUGUGUCAUUUAUUAAUAAUUGUUACAUUUUAUAAUAGCCGUUAACAAGAUUUACAUGUAAUAUAUUAUAAAAGCAAACGUUAAAAUUUUAAUUAAUGUUUCGAUAUUCAGAAUUGCACAAUGAAAUAGAUUCAAAGAGCCUUCAUGUUUCUUUUUAAUCUCAACGUUGAAAAAGUUUCAGUUAUGCUUCUUUAUUAAUUAAGGUUUAUUAUAGUUGCAAUAAGAUAAAGAGAGUGCAAAAAAUAUUAGAACGCUUGUUAAUUGGCAAAGAUUUGCGAACUGACUGUUUCAAUUGAUCGAAUACGAUCCAAAAGUCAUUGUCAGCACAAUGGACUUCCCUUGCUGACAAUGCGUUUCAACGAAAGCAAUAUCGUUCAAUCGAUCGAAAGGUGCGUGAUAUCGGUUUUUACCGCCAUUUCCAUUAUGAUCACUCCAGAUAAGACUUGCUUUAUUCUUCGAAUUAGUGUGUUAUAUCUUCAUUUAAUUGACGUUUCACACUCCUGGAAUCUAACGUCGCUGAACAUAUCGGACGAUGUUCUAAUAUGGAGGUUCGCUGUAUGGAGAAGUCGCGUUUUUCUGGCAAUUCCCAGGUAGGCAGAUACUAUGAGUAAUUACCUAUCGACAAAUAAAAAGGAAGAAGAAUGCAAACCAACUCUGGUGGAAGUUUCUUGGCCUGAAAUUAAUUUGCCGUUAAAUGUUGCGUAUGCAGCAAUCUCUCCAAAGCCUUUCCCUAAAGACGGAUCGUUAAAGCGUGAAGAUGAAGCUCUCGUAUCCGUAACUGGAUUAGACGUAGAUGCUCGAGGACGAUUAUGGGUUCUAGAUGCGUCUGAUGAACGUGUUCGUUGGCCUCGAAUUCUCAUUUACGAUUUGAAACGGAACGAUCGAUUGGUAUCAUCCACUUCGCUGACUAAAGUGUCUUCGAAGCGAUUAAGGUCCCUCGUGAUUGAUCCGUUUGAAGAUCAAUGGGGAUUUCGUGGAUAUAUCGCGGAUGCUGGUGACGAAACGAUCAUCGUUUACCAUUCGGAAUUGCGCAAGUGGUGGAAAUUGAGAAUGUUACACGGAUCCGGAAUUCCACGCGUGGAAUCCACCGACCUUGCUAUUUCUCGGAGGAAUUCGAUCUUGUACAUGACAGGGCAGCAUACUCACAAUCUAUUUGGCAUUAAUCUGGCGAGGAUCAGCACGGAUGUACUAUUACGGACAGUGUCACGCGGAGUACAUAAUGUAACGGUGACUUGGCUUGGGAAGAAAUUAGGCUCUUCCGUAGGGCUGUUCGGCGAUUUAAAAGAUGGCCUGCACUAUUUUAUGACUUCAGAGAGAGCCAGCGUGCGAUGGGACACUAAGCUUCCUUUGAACGCGCAGAGUCAUUCGGUCCUGGUACAAAACGAUGACGUCCCGUGCAUAACCGAUUAUAUAAUGGAUGCGCGAAGGAACGUAUGGGGCUUAGUGAAUUCUAAAUGUCCCGGCGAAACGAAGAAAAAUACUUCGAGCGGUUCAACGUUUAAAUCUAGAACAAUUAAAAUUCAAAAAUAUUUUGCCGCAUUGUAAUAUUUGCAAUAAUAAUUUUUAAUUUUUAUAAAAUACUUGUUUCAAAAAUUCUCAAGAAAUUAUGCCUGUUUUAAUUUUUUAAAUACAAUUUUUCCAUAAAUAUCACAAUUUAUUAUAUGUUUCUAAUCAAUAUUUAUAUAAAAAUUCUGCCAUUUGAAAUUAAUUGAAGAAUAUCGUCAUUUAGUCUUUUCGAAAGAUUGAUUUCCACAAGCUCCGUAUUUGCAAUCAUUAAUUUCGAGAGAAGUAAAUGAAAUCUUAGCAUUCUGAUUCAAGAUAGCUUGGUUUACAAACCAGCAAUAAGAAAUGAAUUUGAUUAAGAAAAAAAAACAUAAGGUAGGUUUAACGCAUCUUCACUGAAAAUGAAACUAGCGGUACGUAUCUUUUACGCAUGGAUUACAUAAGUAGACACGUGUCUCCGUAGAUGCAUUUACAUAAACUAGCGUUUAUUAGCCGUUUGUUUUACAUAAUAACGAUUACAGAUGUUAUGAUGAAUUAUACAUUCAUUUUGUCAAUUAUUUUGUUAAUAAAUCACUUUCUUUGAUCGUUGAGCAAGUGAAUAGCUAGGUUCUAAACAUUGCCUUGAAAACUGGCAGCUAAAUGCCGAUUUAAGCAUCGACAAGUAAUUUUUACACUGGUCAACUCGUCCAAAUACGCGAUCUUACAGCAUAAUAUAUUCACGGUCAAUCGCACAUUAAUUAUAGACAGAAAUGUACAAUGUUUGCUAAUUACCUACGAAAAAAAAAAAA
Messenger RNA from Monomorium pharaonis (pharaoh ant), 2849 nucleotides. RefSeq lists its product as uncharacterized. Bases 1162 to 2103 code for a protein of 313 amino acids. The record is from RefSeq and is a predicted model, not a curated record. Lineage: Eukaryota; Metazoa; Arthropoda; Insecta; Hymenoptera; Formicidae. The transcript has 6 exons.